AUGCUCGCCCUGGCUCCGAUGACCAACGGCCAAUGCACUUUAGCCUCGCAAGCGGCUUGCGGCUUCGGAAGCACCGAGCUGGCCGACUACUGCAUUUGCGCCAGGUCUCGAGUCGAUGUGCGCGGCUCAGUCUGGCAUGCCUUGCCCACACGCGCGGACCAUUGUGCAAGACGCGCAUACUCCCUCGACCCUUUCGCGACGUUCGCUGCUGCCUCGAUCGACUACGCCUUCCCUGACGAGGAGAAGGCGGCAUGCAAGUGGAUGAACGUCUUCUUCCAUCAUGCCUUCCAUGCCUUCAUAAGCUCGAACCCUUCGGCUAAGCUCAAGUCGUCCUUCCCUCGAGCCUUGCCCCUAGCCACCUCGGCCAGCCUCUUCUCGGAAGCCUCCAGGCGCAGCACAUUCGCGUGGCUCGAGACCUCGCUCUUUCGAGCUCGCUCCCCUCAUUUCUCGCCAAUAGCCAGCCGCAAACAAAUCAGGCGCAUACGAGGUCAGGGCUCUGCAUCCUCGCAAAGCUCGCUGCCUGACACUCACACACCUCCCUCUCGGUGCGGAAUCGUCUUCGACCAAGGGAGGCGCUCGGCAACCAAACCUGCAGGCUCGACCCCUUUUGGCCAUAUUACCGUCUCGUCAUCCAUGGUCACCCAUGCACCUCGACUAGGCAGCAUGGCCAGUUCCUGA
Moesziomyces antarcticus is the source of this 678-nucleotide messenger RNA. RefSeq lists its product as uncharacterized. Lineage: Eukaryota; Fungi; Basidiomycota; Ustilaginomycetes; Ustilaginales; Ustilaginaceae. The record is from RefSeq and is a predicted model, not a curated record. The transcript is spliced from 2 exons. Bases 1 to 678 code for a protein of 225 amino acids.